UGGCCAUGGGGGGAGGUCGCAGCGAGACCUCAGCACUGAGUGGGACGGGAGGGGGACGGGGUAUGACCACUACCCAGAAUUCCCAACGGCCCAAUGCCUGCUGCUUCUGCUGGUGCUGCUGUUGCAGCUGCUCAUGUCUCACCGUCAGGAAUGAAGAGGAGAAACGGAAGCGGAGGCGGAGGAAGAGAAUAUCACAGGACACCAAGAUGGAAACCAUACCAAACUGUGAAGCUUGCACCAAACCCUCAGUGGAUGAAAUCCAGCUGUGGUCCCAGUCUUUUGACAAGCUGAUGAGGAACCCAGCAGGUCGAAAUGUUUUCCGGGAGUUCCUGCGGACGGAGUACAGUGAGGAGAACAUGUUGUUCUGGCUCGCCUGCGAAGACCUCAAACAGGAAAUCAACAAGGGCACCAUUGAGGAAAAAGCACGUACCAUCUAUGAGGACUAUAUCUCGAUACUGUCGCCAAAAGAGGUGAGUCUGGACGCACGGGUUCGAGAAGUGAUCAACAGGAAGAUGCAGGACCCGACGCCUCACACGUUUGAAGAUGCCCAGCUGCAGAUCUACACGCUGAUGCACAGGGACUCCUACCCUCGAUUCCUCUCCUCCAACAUCUACAAGUCUCUUGUUCAUGGUGGCUCUCGUACCUCCUCAGAAUCCUAGUCCCACACCACCUCCACUCCCUCCUUGUGCGAUCCUUCACUUACAGGACUGAUGCCAGAGCACUUCAUCUCUUCUCUCGCACACUCCUCCUGGUCCAAAAGUUUCCAAAAAUGAUCACUCCUUUUUUGCCUCCUCUGUUCACUCCUACUUAUCCUCAAAUCCCAAAUCUCUCAGAUUACUGCCAAGACUUUCUCCAGUUGAGUCCCUUCACCUGCAUUCCUUCUUUUUUUAGCCUCUUCUGAUCCAUUAUUUUGCGUGAAUUGUUCUGUAUAACAGCAUCUUAAAAGGUAACUUUGACCUUUGUGUGCCAUUAAAUAUUUAAAAACAUAGCACAAUUCUAGUUUGACAGGAAGACGGUAGACACAUUAUCAAAUACAUUUUGUUUUUAUAAAAUAAUAUUUAAGAGCUCUGAAAUGUUUGAAAGUGAAAAACAUCCUGAGGCCAAUAAUUAUUUUUUUUAUACAGAUUGUGUAAAACAGUACAAAUAUUUCAGUCAAAAAAGGUGAUAUUAUUAACUGGGCAAAUAUGGAUCAUCAUCAUAAACAAAUAACUUCAAAAUUUAAAAAAAAAAAAAAAAAAGCUUUUUCCAGGGCAUUCACUUGCAUCUUGCGGUUUUGGUUAGCUGAUUGAGUGUGUUUAGCUUGAAAGCUAAGCACACUCAAUUAUCUGAGAAAGAGAUGCUUCAAAGGUUCAGAUAAAGCUAAAGAGAAACCCUGGUGUGAAGUUAGAGGCUGACUAAUAAUGCAUUUUGAUAUUUAUCUGUUAAGAAAAUAGAAUUAUACAGUAUCUGCCAAUAGUAAUUAACAUCAAAAGCUAUUUUACAUUAGUUUAUUUAUGAAUUCAGGCCUCACCGAUGGACAAACUGGCUUUAAACCUGCUGGUUCCAAGUUCAAGAAUAAACAUUUUUGACCAGGGUCCUUUAAAUUUUGACUCUGAAUAAAUUGUGCCAUACAAUUGUGCUGAACCCUGUUUUUUUCUCUCUCCUUAACCCCUGUCCAUCCACAUCCAUCCCUCUAUUUCUUAUUUUUAUCCAACAUUUUUUGUAUUUCUUUCCUCCCUCAUCUCUCUCUCGUUUCCAUCUUUCCCCUAAUUUUCACGUCAGCAACCACACCUGAAAGGAGAAAGAAGCGAUCUGGCAUUUUAAAGUAUUUCUGAGAAAUCAUCUACAGUUACAUGGAGAUGUACGUGACUGCUUUGGGAGAUUUUAAUGCAUUUCAGGGGUAGAAAUAUUCAUCUGUGCCAUGAAUUCUUAGCAGUUAUUUACCAGUGUUGCCCCUCCCCACAUGACCGUCCAAUCACCUCUAAGAGCCAGUUGAAGGUGGACUUCCCAGACUUCACCUCAUCGCCUUCUUAUUCAUCUUACGGUGGCCUCUACUUCAGAAAUGAUGGAAAGGUAAAAGAUGGAUGAUGUCUUGUUGCGUUUCUUUCUCUUUUUUUUCUUUUUCAACUGGAAACACAGGGUGCUCCCUCCAUCUCCCGCUACAGAAACUUUGCUUCCUUUGUCGUUUUCGUUUGCUGGAUCAAUCAUUUCACUCCUGUUUUAAACAAACGGACAGAAGGAAGGUUUCUGCUUCCUUCCGACUACUGAUUUACAAAGACAAGACGUCUAUUUUUUAACAGAAAACUCUAUAUGGAACAUUUUAAUUAUGCUCUUUUUUUUGGUUUUGUUUUAUUGUUUCUCCCACUCUCCCCACUUCCUGGAUUUUUUUGCAAGAAGAGGAGGAUUCCUCUGAGACUGUACUGAUCUCCACCCAACACCACAGACACUGCAAUAAUACACUGGAGUUUAGAAAAACAUCACAUACUCACACACACUCAUACACUUACAACAUUUGUGUUACUAUAUCUAAGGGAUCUUUCAGUAAUCUAUCACUCCAUUUCCUGCCUGUCCAACCAUUAACCGUCAACCAAAAUAACACAGAACUACUUAGAGGUACAGGAAAGAUGUUCACUCAGGUUCAUUGACAAAUAGUUUGGAGUUUUAGUGGAUCUGCGCUAUAAAAUGUUUUGUUUUCUUUAGUGAAGUGGUAAUUCAGUUUGACCUCUAAAGUUGAACAAAAGUAAGGAUAUUUACUUUAAUAGAAUGUGUUACUAUCUUAUAACCAUAAAGGACAUUUGGUAAAAUUUACAAUCAAGCAGUUGCAUAUUUAAAACUUAAGGAAACUCACUGUUCACACUGAAAAUUCAUGUUAUCCAGCAUUACAUAAAGAAACAGUGUUAGUUACCGUUCUAUCCUUUUUAAUGCUAAUUUUAAUGGUUAAAUUUAGCAUCUGUUGUUUUUUGGUGGAGUUUCAGAAACAUUUCAAAGAUGACAUUUCUAUCAGUAUUGGAAAAUCUAUGCGUUUUUGGUGUUUUAUUUUCAUUCUAAUUGUCUUUGGGAUUUAGAUUGGUGGUCAGACAAAAUCUGAGGAAAUCACUUUGGGCUUGUAAAUGUUCUAACUAGCAUUUUAAUCAAACAACAAUCUGCAUGUCCCGAUUUGAUCUCAAAGAUGGAGAUCAGAGUUGAUCAACGCAUUUUUAAAAAAAUAAUCAGUACUGGCAUGACUGUAAGCUCGAUUUUUUGUGCAUGUCCACUGUUAUAUAGCGGUCAUAAAGGCAGAGCACAUAUUGUGACAGGAUGCUAUUUUGAAUAAUUUUCCUCGUCAACAAUUAAUUGGUGACACAAAUUGAGCACAGUGGAAAUUUGUUCCGCUCCCGUUUUAGUCAACAGACACCUGAUUUGGGCCACAAAGGCAGCUCUGAUACAUAAGCUACAGAUACAGGACCACUGUCCUAGUCACCCCCAGCUUGUUUUAAACACAUUAAUUUUGGACGGAGGACAUGAAGCACCACAAAAGUCUUUGUCAUGAUCUUAACAAAAACCCAUAAAAACUGCCAUUUGUGGAAGAAGAAACAUAUCCAAGAUUGACCUUUAAACUCCACUCUGUUCCCUUCAAAAGUCACCAUUCAGUAGAACAAUAUAGAUGGUUUGCUUUCUUCUCCACCAGCUAAGAAUACACUGAAAAAUAUGCUGCAUUUAUGGUGUGUAUAUAUAUAUAUAUAUAUAUAUAUAUAUAUAUAUAUAUAUAUAUAUAUAUAUAUAUAUAUAUAUAUAUAUAUAUAUAUAUAUACAUAUACAUGUCUGUACCAUCAUCUAGUAAUAAACACAUUUUAAAAAGGUGUGGAAAAAUCCCUGGGAAAGUCGCAUUUUUUCCUGGAAUAUCUGACCAAGCACUAAAUACCAUAGAAGUGUCAAAAAAAACCAAAACAACCACGAUGUAGUAUUCAAGAUCUCCAGUCCCUAAUUUCAUGCUAUUUUGACACAUUUCUUGUCUACAUAGCACCACCGUUGCCUGUUACACAGUUAUUGCUGAGGUGUUAGCAUCUACUUUUCCAGGGUGUCAAUCCCAGUGAGGGUUAACAAUACCAGUCCUUCCAUUUUCCAGCCCAAAUGACAUGGACACAGCAUUACAAUAUACUCAUUCUGUCACAUGAUUUCUUGGGUUCUCAAUUUGCAAAAAUAGGAACGGCAGUUUUUACAGUCAGUAUUGACCAAAGAAGAUAAAAUGUGCUCCAUCUUCUCUAAAAAUUCACCAAAGAUUGAAAUUUAAAAGACAAAAUUGCCCCAUUAUGUAUAGUAACACAAAUAUUUACACAGACACACAAACACACACACAGACACACACACACACACACACACACACCAGGGUGGCCUACCUGGGCACUGCUGCUGCUGACCUCUGCCUCUGUGACCUCUCACCAUUGACCUUACCACUGUCCGUCGCCCACAUGGACUCCUGCUCCUGAUUUGGCUGCAGGAGGCUGCAGGGCUGAUCUGUGGUUGGUCAGUUCAGGAAGGGGGGUGGGAGGGAAUCCCAGGUGCAAAAAAGAAUUAAAAAAUAGAUAUAAAUAGAUAUAUUAAUGAAACACAAGUAAUUUUAUAUAUAUAUAUAUAUAUAUAUAUAUAUAUAUAUAUAUAUAUAUAAAGAGAGAGAGAAAAAAGACACCUACUAUGUGAGAUGGGAUGCUUACACCCAGUGCUUCAUGGGAAAUGUAGUUUGAGGAAAACAAAUGUUUGUAGUUGCCAGCGAAGGCAGAGACAACAGAUUUUGAAAAAAAAAAAAGAUGCCUAUGUCUUUACCAGACUGGUGACUCAGAAUGCAUUUAUCUUAGUAUUGUUAAUGUUAUUUAUUUUAUAUUUUGUUAAAACUGUGAUUUUAAUUGUACAUAUAUAAACAGAAACCCUUGAACAUCCAA
Messenger RNA from Amphiprion ocellaris (clown anemonefish), 4895 nucleotides. RefSeq names its product regulator of G protein signaling 19 (gene rgs19). The transcript has 4 exons. The record is from RefSeq and is a predicted model, not a curated record. Lineage: Eukaryota; Metazoa; Chordata; Actinopteri; Pomacentridae. The coding region runs from base 6 to 659 and encodes 217 amino acids.